AUGUUCUGCUGCUCUGCUCUGCUCUGCUGUGAAGGCCCUCGUGCUGCAGCUGGUCGCGUGUACUUCGUGUUCGGCAGAGCUACGCCCUACACCGGGAUCGACCUCUCCCAGCAGGACGUCCAGGGCACCGGCUUCUCCAUCCUGGGUCCCCAGGCCGGCGCCUAUCUCGGUUACGCCGUGGCCGCGGGCGAUGUUAACGGCGACGGCGUGUCCGAUGCCGUGCUGUGUUACCCCGGCAGCGGGGCGUCUUCGGGUGCCGGCGUUUGCGCGGUGGUGUUCGGUAACAGGGUCCGGGCCAACAUCCUGAGGAACCUGAGCAACAUCAACGGCACGAACGGUUUCCUCCUCCGCGGUGUGUCGGGCAGCACUUCUGUUACGCUCUGGGGUCGUGCUGCGGCUGUGGGCGAUCUCAACGGCGAUGGUCUCGGCGACGUGUGUAUCGGAGCUGUGGGAGGCCUGAACAACCCUGGUGGCGUGUCCUGCUUCUUCGGUCGUUCUUCGUACACCUCCGAGUUCAACUUCACUUACAGCGUACUCGACGGCGCUUCCGGUUUCCAGGUCGUUGGUUCGCUCAACGAUCAGCUGGGUAGCGUUCUCGCUACGGGCGAUAUCACCUACGAUGGCUGCCAAGAUCUGAUCAUCGGUGCCCCCACCUAUUCGUCUGUCUCCAGGCCGAGCUUGGGCGAGACUGGUGCCGUGUUCGUCAUCCACGGUCAAUGCCCUGGCCGUGGCUUCGCGGCGUCCAUCUCCGCCACUUCCAUCAUCCCCGUCGACAUCGGUUUCGUCAUCGAGGGUCAAGACUCCCUCGACAACUUCGGUUUUGACGUGUGGGCGGGUGACGUGAACGGCGAUGCGGCCACGGAUUUGCUCGUGUCGGCGCCCUACAAUGACGGCCCCACUGGUGCCCUCGACGGCGCUGGUUCAGUGUCAGUCUUCUUCGGUGCCCAGGACAACAACCGCUACGUGGCCCACGCAGGCCUGCUCCUCACCGCUGGUGCGGCUACUAAGGGUCUCGCGCUGUUCGGUUCGGCGGCGUCGCAAAACUUUGGUUUCUCAGUUGAAGUGGGAGACGUGAACGGCGACGGCGUGAUGGACAUCAUCGGUGGCACCAACGUGGCCCGCUCCACCCUCAACGCCCGCAACGGAGGCAUGGUCACGACCCUCUACGGUACCUGUACCUUCAGCAAGACGUCCUGGAGCGUGGGCGAGUUGGCGAACGGUGACGGCUCGCUGGGUUUCCAGGUGGUCAGCCCGCUGACCACCGGCAUCGGCUACAACAUUGAGGUGGUCAACCUGUUCAACAGGACCGCCGACGACAUGAUCAUCUCCACCGCCCUUGGUCGCACCAACUACUACUUCAACGGUGAGGCCUCCGCUUCCACCACGAACUGUAGCGUGCACCCCCCUGUGCUCUUUGAUUCGUCACCCACGCCCUCGGUCACGGCGACCCGUACGCCAACGCCCCUCCUCCACUGCCUCGCCUUCCUCCACGCCCUCCUCCACGCCCUCGCCCUCCUCCACGCCCUCCUCCUCCUCCACGCCCUCGAGCACGGCAUCGCCCUCUGCCACGCCCUCCAACUCGCCGUCGCCGUCGUCGACCCCGUCCAACUCGCCCUCGCCGUCGUCGACCCCGUCCAACUCGCCGUCGCCGUCGUCGACCCCGUCCAACUCUCCGUCCCCGUCGACCACGCCCACCAACUCGCCCUCGCCGUCGACGACCCCGUCGCAGUCGCCCUCCAACUCUGCGACGCCCUCGAGCUCGCCCUCCAACUCGCCAUCGCCAUCGUCGACUCCGUCCAACUCCCCGUCGCCGUCGUCGACGCCGUCCAACUCGCCGUCACCCUCGCAGUCGCCCUCCAACUCUGCGACGCCGUCGUCGACGCCGUCCAAUUCGCCGUCGCCGUCGACCACCCCGUCCAACUCGCCCUCGCCCUCGUCGACUCCCACCAACUCGCCCUCACCCUCGGCCACGCCCUCGCAGUCGCCCUCCAACUCGCCGUCGCCGUCGACCACCCGUCCAAUUCGCCGUCGCCGUCGACCACCCCGUCCAACUCGCCGUCGCCGUCGUCGACUCCCACUAACUCGCCGUCGCCCUCAACGACACCCACCAACUCGCCCUCGCCGUCGACGACGCCCUCGCAGUCGCCCUCCAACUCUGCGACGCCCUCAACCACCCCGUCCACCUCGCCGUCACCAUCGACCACGCCCUCCAACUCUGCGACGCCGUCGACCACCCCGUCCAACUCGCCGUCGCCCUCGACCACCCCGUCCAACUCGCCGUCGCCGUCGUCGACACCCACCAACUCGCCCUCGCCUCGCCCUCCAACUCUGCGACGCC
Molecule: messenger RNA, 2338 nt
Organism: Acanthamoeba castellanii str. Neff
Lineage: Eukaryota; Discosea; Longamoebia; Acanthamoebidae
Product: FG-GAP repeat-containing protein
Exons: 12
Biological process (GO): cell adhesion
Cellular component (GO): integrin complex
Source: RefSeq, a predicted model, not a curated record